AUGGACGUCCUCAAAGCAGUCCAGACAUACCUGGCAAAGAUGAUCUCCGAAGUCUCAGGCAUGAAGGUUCUUCUGCUGGACUCGCACACCACCCCUAUCGUAUCUCUCGUGAUGACCCAGAGUGAUCUCCUGUCACAUGAGAUUUAUCUCACAGACCGGAUAGAUAAUAUCGCUCGCGAACCUCUGAACCACUUAUCUUGUAUCGCUUUCUUGUCGUCUUCUCAGGCCACAGUAGACUGGGUCAAGAAGGAGCUCGCUGAUCCGCGCUACGGAGGAUACUGGCUGUACUUCUCCAACACUCUCAGCAAGACCCAAAUUGAGGAGAUGGCCACGGUCGACGAGUUUGAAAGCGUCAAAGAGGUUCAGGAAUUCUUUGCGGAUUAUCUCGCACAUUACCCAUCCUUAUUCACCCUCACCUCAGCUGCCUUGGCCGACGGAGGCGAAGGUCCGUCUAACCCCCCUAUAUAUCUGCCUCCUCCCAUUCUUGCCCCUCCCCCAGUCAUCUCUAAUCAUCUCCAAUCGAUACUUGCCGUCUUGUUGAGCUUGAAAAAACGACCUGUGAUACGCUGGGAGAAGAUGUCCCAGAUCGGCAGGAAGCUGGCUGGAGAGGUACAGGCAGCCAUUCAGCAACCCCCUUAUCGUGAUCUGUUUGACUUUAGACCAACGGCCGGUCCUGCUCCGCUACUCCUCAUACUAGACCGUCGGAACGACCCUGUCACCCCUUUACUCAGUCAGUGGACAUAUCAAGCCAUGGUACAUGAACUGUGUGGAAUCACCAAUGGACGUGUCAAAAUAGAGCAGGAACAAAAGCUAGAGCUGAGGGACAUCGUUCUCUCCACCUCAUCUGAUUCCUUCUUCUCCCAACAUCUCUUCGCCAAUUUCGGAGAUCUCGGUGCAGCGAUCGCAGCCUAUGUGAAAGACUAUCAAGCUCGGAACUCGUCGAUUGGCCCCGCAUCCACUUCUCGGAUAGAAACAAUUGCAGAUAUGAAGCGGUUCGUCGAAGAAUAUCCGGAAUUCAAGCGUUUGGGUGGCAACGUUACGAAGCAUGUGACACUCGUUGGAGAGCUCAGUCGCUUGGUUGAGAGGGACGAUCUACUGGCCGUUUCAGAGGUAGAACAGAGUCUAGCGAGUCAGGAGAGUCAUCAGGCGGACGUCAAGAGCGUGCUCACUCUGAUAUCUUCGAGCAAGGUCCCGGCUGGCAACAAGCUCCGACUGGCCAUUCUUUAUGCGUUACGAUACCAGAAAUAUCCCUCCAAUCAGAUCUCUCAGGUCAUCGAUGCUCUCAUCGUCAAUGGCGUCUCGGCAGAUCGAGCCAGGCUGGUCUAUGUCAUGCUCAACUUUGCAGGGGCAGACGUGAGGCAAGACGACUUGUUUAUGAACGAGAAUUUCUUCUCAAGAGGGAAGAGCGCAUUCAAGGGUCUGAAGGGCGUUGAGAAUGUGUACACACAACACAAUCCCCAUUUGUCGCAAACUCUGGAUCUGCUGUUGAAAGGUAGAUUAAGAGAAACGAGCUAUCCAUUCCUCGAAGGGGAUGAGAAUGCGCGUUCACAAAGACCUCAAGACAUCAUCGUUUUCAUGGUCGGCGGGACGACGUAUGAGGAAAGUCGCGCCGUGGCGUUAUUAAACCAGAGGCUUGCCAGUGAUCCGGCUGGCCCACCGGGAGGCACAAGGAUCCUACUGGGAGGCUCCACAGUGCACAACUCCGCAAGCUUCUUGUGCAUGGUCGAAGCUGCGGCUGAGCAUUUCCCUCCCUCAAUCUACGGUCCACCGAUCAAUAGCUCUCCGGUUCCGCCUCCACCUCAUGCUACGUCCUCUUCCGCACCGCAGUCAGGCUUCAAUGUUCGUGCAGGGGGUUAUGAGCUAUCAGUAGGAGGAGCAGCAGGCUCAGGCCUUUACCGAGCCAAUCCCAAUGAAGUCGGAGCUUCAUUUCAAGUCCCACCGCAAGCUGCUCAAGUCGCCGAAGGUAUCAGAGACGGAGCAGGAAGAUUAUGGGAUAAUGUAAGGCAAAAGUAUGAGGAGAGAGUCAGUCGGUCUACCACGCCACAGGGUGGUGGACGGUGA
Molecule: messenger RNA, 2061 nt
Organism: Kockovaella imperatae
Lineage: Eukaryota; Fungi; Basidiomycota; Tremellomycetes; Tremellales; Cuniculitremaceae
Product: putative vacuolar protein sorting protein of the Sec1p/Munc-18 family,VpsB
Exons: 13
Coding region: 1-2061 (686 amino acids)
Biological process (GO): vesicle-mediated transport; intracellular protein transport
Cellular component (GO): Golgi membrane
Source: RefSeq, a predicted model, not a curated record